Molecule: messenger RNA, 3097 nt
Organism: Hemibagrus wyckioides
Lineage: Eukaryota; Metazoa; Chordata; Actinopteri; Siluriformes; Bagridae
Gene: racgap1
Product: Rac GTPase activating protein 1
Exons: 17
Coding region: 162-2072 (636 amino acids)
Biological process (GO): signal transduction
Source: RefSeq, a predicted model, not a curated record
UGAAACGCAACUACUUCCUUGCUAAACUAAUGCAACACACUCAACUGAAAGACAGUCAGAUGGAGCGUUAAAAGCUGGACAAUAAAUUGACCGUUUCCUCCAAAACUCGUCCAGACAAAAAAAAACCCAAAAAGAUUUGAGGGGAAUUCGACACUUUUAAAAUGGAGCCCGCUGCAAUGAACCUCCAUAGCUUGUUUGAGAAUCUUCGAGCCCACGUCGAUGUCCUCAAUGAAAGUAUUGAGCCCCAGUUCAUUCAGAUGGCACUGAAUUUUGAGGACUGUCGCCGUAAAUGGCUCAGAGUAGAGCAGGACUUGGCCUCUUGUAAGGAGGUGCUUGCCAAAGCAGAAACUGAGCGAGGUGCACUGGAGGUCAAGCUAAAACAUGCUCGAAACCAAGUGGACGUAGAAAUCCGCAGACGUCAAAAAGCUGAAUCUGACUGUGAAAAAUUGGAUCGGCAGAUUCAACUCAUUCGAGAGCUGUUGGUUACAGAGGGCUCCAGUUCAAGUAUCCAGUUAAAUGAUGAGCAGCGCUCAGCUUUGGCUUUCCUCAGUGUACGCUCACAAGCACCUAACAACCUCAACAGCAGCCGAAGGCUGACCACUAUUGACGAAUCAGCCUCAAUUUUGUCGGAUAUUAGCUAUGAUAAAACUGACGAUUCUUUGGACUGGGACUCUUCCGUUGUCAGAACUGUUAGAUUGAAGAAACGUCAGAAGAGACGCUCCUCCAGAAAUCAUACUGAUGGGCCUCCUGCUGCUGCCAAGAGGUCCCGGUCUACAGGUCGCACCUCUGAGAAAGGAAAUGAGUCUCUAGUGGCCAAGACCACAGUGACGGUGCCUAACAAUGGAGGUCCUAUAGAGGCUGUCACCACUCUUGAAGCAGUGCCUUACUGGACCAGAAGCAGGAGAAAGACUGCUGCCAUGGUUUGGGCCACAACGGACACGGAUUCUGUGCAGUCUGUAGAUGUAUUAAGUCGGACUGAUGGCAAAGUAGAGCCCAGCACACCACAGAGCAAUGGGGGCGUUCGUCUACAUGAGUUUGUUUCCAAAACGGUGAUAAAGCCUGAAUCAUGUGUUCCUUGUGGGAAGAGGAUCAAGUUUGGAAAAAUUUCUCUGAAGUGUAGGGACUGUCGUGUGGUCACCCAUCCUGAGUGUCGAGAGCGCUGUCCCCUGCCCUGCAUUCCUAACCUGUCUGGGACUCCAGUAAAAAUUGGAGAGGGCACUCUUGCAGACUAUGUCUCUGACACCGCCCCUAUGAUUCCACCACUGGUGGUCCACUGUGUGAAUGAAAUUGAGCAGAAAGGCCUACAUGAGACUGGCCUGUACCGUAUAUCUGGAGCUGACCGGGUGAUAAAGGAGUUAAAGGAGAAGUUUCUGCGUGGAAAGACUUUUCCUCUGCUAAGUAAGGUGGAUGACAUCCAUGCUAUUACAGGCCUUCUGAAGGACUUCCUGAGAAACCUCAAAGAGCCACUGCUCACCUUCCGCCUCAACCGUAAUUUUAUGGAAGCAGCAGAGUUAGCUGAUGAAGACAAUUCUACUGCACUGAUGUACCAAACUAUCAGUGACUUGCCUCAGCCAAACAGGGACACUCUGGCCUUCCUAAUCGUCCAUCUGCAGAGAGUUGCCCAAAGCUCUGAUACUAAGAUGGAUGUGACUAAUCUGGCUCGUGUGUUUGGGCCGACUAUUGUGGGUCAUGCUGUACCUGAUCCAGACCCACUAACAAUUCUACAUGACACAAAGCGACAACCUAGGGUUGUUGAACGCUUGCUAAGCUUACCUGCAGAGUACUGGAACCAGUUCUUGAUGGUUGAGCAAGACCACCAUCAAGCCCAUGCUGAUGACAUGAUUAUUGAGAACAACAAUGUUUAUUCCACUCCAGAGCAAAAAGUGAGUAUGUUUGGCCCACUCACCACUCCAGAGCAGCAGAUGAGCAAGACUUCAUCUUCUAGUUCUCUAUCUCAGCGUAUGAGAAAUGCUACACUGGGUGUUAUCACUCCUAAAUUUGGUAGCAAGAGCAAAUCUGCUGUUGGCUUCAGUCGACAGGGGAACUUCUUUGCCUCUCCUCUGCUAAAGUAGAGUUGCACAUUUAAUCCAUAUCUACAAAUGUUUUAAUCAUACUUGCUUUUAUAUUUUGUGAGUUUUUUAAAUGUUUGAACUGCUCACUCAUUUAACCAAAAUGAUAGUCUGAAAUAUGCACUUCCAUUGUCUACAAGUUGCCAUUUGCCAAAGUAAAAUGUCUGGGGGUUGUGGGUAGUUCUUUAUCAAGAUGCCCAAAGUUGAUAUCAUUUGGAUGUUGUACUCAUAUUUGUAUAGAUUAUGUGGAUUGCCUGAACUCAUUUAAAUACAUUACUUAAAAUACAUACUUUACUUUCUUAUGCAAACUAUGCUGUGGGGUGGUGUUUUUUUGGGUGUUGUGCAAGAGAGAGUGCCUAACAAAAUGAGACCAGGUUAACUGGUGUUUCUGCCAGCCGGUAUGCUAUUUUCUUUGUUAUUCCCUUCUAUUUACCUGUAUUUAAAAAAAUGUAUGUUGCAUGCUGUGCUGACUCAUUGGAUUGUAUGAAAAUAGCAAACUAAUUGUCUUUAUUCCAUUGACUUUCCCCAGCAUAGAGUACCAUUAUUUUUCUGUUGUUUAUGUCUGAGAGAGCAAUCUUGCAUUCUUGUGCAUUUCUUUUAAUUAAACCUUUUUCACCCACACUAGCCUAUAAAUAUUUCCUUUCCACAAUCAUUUGUCUUUUGUUCUUCUGCACAAUAGUAAUGGAUCAUAAUGGACCUAGCCUAAACUGUUAAUCAUGGUUCCAUAACAGCAGACACUUUGUUUAGAACUGCUCACAGUACCUAUACUUUCAUGCAUUAACCUGAUUUGUAAAUAGAGGUAAUGGUAACAUCCUGACACAUUCUGGGAUUUUUUUUGGUACAUUUGUUACACUAUACCUAUACUUUAAAGUUCAUCCUUACUGACAGCUUUUAAUCCUUGAUCAGUUUUUAAUGUACUGCAGGCACUAAGUAAAACUGUCUCUCAUGUUGCCCUGAGUAACAUUCUAUAAUAGUGUACAGCAAUAAUAGAUACAGCUUUGUCAUUGCAAAGUACAGGUACAUAGGAA